Messenger RNA from Macrobrachium nipponense, 543 nucleotides. RefSeq lists its product as uncharacterized. Gene Ontology annotation, molecular function: nucleic acid binding; zinc ion binding. The transcript has a single exon. The record is from RefSeq and is a predicted model, not a curated record. Lineage: Eukaryota; Metazoa; Arthropoda; Malacostraca; Decapoda; Palaemonidae. The coding region runs from base 1 to 543 and encodes 180 amino acids.
AUGCCCAGCCACGGUGCAUCAUGCAAUAACUGCGGACGCACGGGUCAUUGGCCCCGCACUCAGAAAUGCCCUGCUAAGGAAGUUCAGUGCAAGACCUGCCAGAAACAGGGACAUUUUGAGAAGAUGUGCAGGUCGACCAAGAAAAGUCAGACUGGGUAUACAGCUUCACCUCCUCCUAAUAAGUCAAAUCCCAGCUGCCGUUUCAUGGGUAAUAACUUGGGUAGGCGAGAUCCCCCACACCACACUGUCUCUCUGUUAUUGGCGAUAUAUUCAGCACAACUCCAGCUAAUUCCCGAUACAGGAGGCAGACAUCACAGUGAUUGGCACCAUACAUUUGGAUGCACUCCGCAUACCUCGGACAAGGCUCGAAUCUCCACCCAUGACAGACGUUGUGACAGCAGAUGGAUCCCCCAUGACACCGGCUGUAGGAUGCUUCCAGGCAACACUUCGUCUUGGCAACAAGUCUUGCUCAGCAACCAUCAUGUUCAUGAGGAUAUCCAGACUCCCUCCUCUCCCGUGAACAUUGCCGAGCUCUCGCCAUAG